Messenger RNA from Annulohypoxylon truncatum, 884 nucleotides. RefSeq names its product ribosomal protein L31e. Gene Ontology annotation, biological process: cytoplasmic translation. Bases 240 to 605 code for a protein of 121 amino acids. The record is from RefSeq and is a predicted model, not a curated record. Gene Ontology annotation, cellular component: cytosolic large ribosomal subunit; ribosome. Gene Ontology annotation, molecular function: structural constituent of ribosome. The transcript has 4 exons. Lineage: Eukaryota; Fungi; Ascomycota; Sordariomycetes; Xylariales; Hypoxylaceae.
AGCCACCGCUCAGACCAACCUGAAUUUCAAUAAGCCACAUCUUUGAAGAAAUACAGAAGUACAUGAGCCACAGCAGCAUCUGCACACUUCCCACAAAUUGAAAUUUAAUUGGUUCGGCUAGCGAAAAGCUACCUCCAACCCUCAGCUUCCCACAUCGGUGUCUCUUCAAUUUUCAAUUUCGCAAAGUCUCACAAUACCACGACCGAACUUUUCGACCAACAUCCAGACAAUCAUCCAAAAUGUCGUCGAAAGGAAAGAAGCCCGCCACCAAGUCGGCCAUUGAGCAGGUCGUGUCCCGCGAAUACACCAUCCACCUCCACAAGCGUCUGCAUGGUGUUACCUUCAAGAAGCGCGCUCCCCGUGCUAUCAAGGAGAUCAAGGCUUUUGCGCAGAAGGCUAUGCAAACCUCUGACGUCCGCCUCGACCCUCAACUGAACAAGAAGGUGUGGGAGCAAGGUGUCAAGGGUGUCCCCUACCGACUACGCGUCCGAAUCAGCCGACGACGAAACGACGAGGAGGAUGCGAAGGAGAAACUCUACAGCUACGUCCAGGCCGUCAACGUCAAGAACCCUAAGGGCCUCGUGACGGUGGUUGUCGAAGAGUAAGGGAAAGCAAUGCAAAGGGAAAAGCAAUGUUUCGUUGAGAUACCGGCUGGGUUCGAGAAGGGCAUGGUUUCGGAGUUCCUUCUGGCUUCAUUACAUUAAGAUUCAGUGAUUGAUGAAUCAAGAACCGUGAACGACAUAUGUUUGGUCUGUUCACCCCAUUUGCUACUUGCUACGACGUGAUUUGAACAUGCGUUUACGAGGUCCAUCCCCAGCAUCAUUCAUUACAUCUUGAGAAGUCAAUCAUGGCAAUGCCGCUAGCGAAGUGGGUGAUAAUGCUAU